AUGAAAAAUGAUGAUGCAUCUGAGAGGUAUGUAGAAGAAUUUUACAACAUUGAAAAUCCUUAUGAAAAUGACUGGUUCUUCUUUUUACAGCCAAACUUAAAAGAUAUAAGAGAUUCUAUUAAUACAACUGAUGAAAGAUCAGGAAAAAUUUAUGAUAAGGAAAAUUAUUAUGAUAUAGAUUAUAUUAGAUUUGCUUUAUAUGCAAUGUCAGCCAAGAAGUACAAGAGUGGAGGGUUAAAAAAUGUCAAUUGGAAUCAUGGUAUAGUUGCCACAUGUGGUCACCAAUAA
This is a messenger RNA of Entrophospora sp. SA101, 288 nucleotides long. The record is from the annotation of a GenBank genome assembly. Lineage: Eukaryota; Fungi; Glomeromycota; Glomeromycetes; Entrophosporales; Entrophosporaceae.